Messenger RNA from Pleurotus ostreatus (oyster mushroom), 834 nucleotides. RefSeq lists its product as uncharacterized. NCBI's taxonomy places the organism in Eukaryota, Fungi, Basidiomycota, Agaricomycetes, Agaricales, Pleurotaceae. Bases 1 to 834 code for a protein of 277 amino acids. Gene Ontology annotation, cellular component: nuclear exosome (RNase complex); cytoplasmic exosome (RNase complex). Gene Ontology annotation, biological process: U5 snRNA 3'-end processing; U1 snRNA 3'-end processing; exonucleolytic trimming to generate mature 3'-end of 5.8S rRNA from tricistronic rRNA transcript (SSU-rRNA, 5.8S rRNA, LSU-rRNA). The transcript is spliced from 6 exons. The record is from RefSeq and is a predicted model, not a curated record.
AUGGCUUCAACUUCAACCACGGACGAUCUUAAGGCUGCUAUAUUUCAACGGCUCCAUCCCCGCGCCUACUUCGAACGAUUUGUUGCGGAGAAAGUGAGACCAGAUGGCCGUGAAUUUCAUGAAUGGCGCGACGUCUCAGUCAACGUCGGUUCUAUAUCUACUGCGAAUGGCUCGGCGCUGGUAAGGCUAGGGAAUACCACGGUGGUAUGUGGGGUGAAAGCUGAGAUCGCUGAGCCAGAGCUCGACCAGCCAGAAGAUGGUUAUUUGGUACCGAACCUAGAUCUUCCAGCAAUAUGUUCUCCCAAAUUCAAGCCAGGCCCACCAGGAGAGGAAGCCCAAGUGCUAUCGGACCGGUUGAACGACGUGUUACUAUCUUCAGGCAUGGUGGACUUGAAGAGCCUUUGCAUUCACCCUGGAAGUGCUGUUUGGGUGCUUUAUGUUGAUGCUGUUUGCAUCAAUUACGAUGGAAACGCGUUCGACGCGACUUUGAUGGCGAUGGUCGCGGCUUUGAGAAACACGACGCUACCGCAGGCUACGUUCGACGAUAUCUCUGGUCGUACCACCUGCUCGCGGAAAACGCAAAUACCCUUGAAAAUUCUGCGGAGUCCAUCGUCCAUGUCUUUUGGAAUAUUUGACGGCUCGCUACUCAUCGCGGAUCCCACAUCAUUUGAGGAACCUCUGCUGGAUGCCACGCUUACCAUCGUGCUGGAUGAGAAUGACCAGGUGCUACAAACGACACAGCUAGGCUCGGGUGUGGUUGAACACGAGGAUCCGCUCCUCGCUUGUAUCACUGCUGCAAAGCAACGGCGUCGCGACUUAGCAAAUGCCUCAUAG